Molecule: messenger RNA, 1455 nt
Organism: Vollenhovia emeryi
Lineage: Eukaryota; Metazoa; Arthropoda; Insecta; Hymenoptera; Formicidae
Gene: Prp38
Product: pre-mRNA-splicing factor 38A
Exons: 3
Coding region: 62-985 (307 amino acids)
Cellular component (GO): precatalytic spliceosome
Source: RefSeq, a predicted model, not a curated record
GGCGUCCUCUGGCGACCGCCAAACCGAAGACUCGCAGCGAGAUUCGGAGUAGAAUUCGAAAAUGGCAAACCGCACGGUGAAGGACGCUAAAUCUGUUCGCGGAACGAAUCCGCAAUAUUUAGUCGAGAAGAUCAUCAGAUCUCGGAUAUACGAUUCCAAAUACUGGAAAGAGGAAUGUUUCGCCUUGACAGCCGAACUGCUGGUCGACAAGGCAAUGGAGUUGAGAUUUCUAGGAGGCGUUUACGGCGGCAACGUGAAGCCUACGCCGUUUCUCUGCCUCAUAUUAAAAAUGCUGCAGAUACAACCAGAGAAAGACAUCAUAGUUGAGUUUAUAAAGAAUGAAGAGUUCAAGUACGUCCGGGCUCUGGGCGCACUGUAUAUGAGAUUGACCGGGUCCUCUCUGGACUGCUACAAAUACCUCGAGCCGUUGUUCAACGACAACAGAAAGCUCAGAAUACAGAACAAGCAAGGUGUAUUCGAGCUCGUGCACAUGGACGAGUUCAUCGACAGUCUUCUCCGAGAGGAGAGAAGUUGCGACGUCAUCUUACCGAGGAUUCAGAAAAGACACGUUUUAGAGGAGAAUAACGAGCUAGAGGCGAAGAUAUCGGCACUGGAAGACGAUAUGGACGAUGGUAUCGAGUCGUCGGAAGAAGAAGAGAUUCCACCAAUUAAAGAAAUACCGCGCAAAAGGCCGGACGAUCACGAACGGGAGAGGGAUCGUCACAGGGACAGGGAUAAGAGGCAUUCCCGAACCGAGAAGAAGUCCGAAAAGGAAAAGCAAAGGUCGAGGAGUAGAGAGAGGGACAGAGAUAGAGACAGGAGGGAACGUAAACGCAGCAAGUCGCCAAAGUCUCACUCGUCGUCGCACAAAGAUAAGGAGAGGGACAGAGAUCGCCAUCGAAGGGACGACAGAGAGAGGGAGAGGGAACGCGAGAGAGAACGGGAGCGAGACCGUAGAAGAGAACGCGACAGAGCUAGACAUUAGAGUGUAGCAACGUGCAAAAAGUCUGGGCGAAUUUACAUGAAUUUACCGUCGAGUGGCGGACAAAACGAUUGAUAAUCUUUACGUUAAUUCCUUUCGCGCUCUCAUAUUCGUAUACGUAUAUUUAGUGCCGGUACGCAACGUUUACAAGAAUUCGGUAUUAAAAUUGCAACAUGCAACCCGGAAUGAGAUCCGUUGUAACGUAUUCGAAUAUAUAUACAUUUUCAUAUUUGCGUUAUAUUACAAUUGCUUUAUUAAAUAAAAAAAUAGCGAUAUCGAUUACCGAUGCAUAAUGAUGGACGAAUAAUAACCGUCUGCCUCUGGAAACUUACGACGAGAAUGUUUUACUCUGGAAUCACUCUCGAUGCAUCCUCAAAAUUUGGUCGACAGAUAUUUCUAUUUUAUAUAUAACUUUCCCUAUGUAUUUUACAAAAACGAAACACUUGGCAAUGUUUAAAAUGUAGGCGAGUUCA